AUGAAGGCAUUUGGCUAUACUCAAAGCAACAUCGAUCACACUUUGUUCUUGAAGAGACAACAAGGUAAAAUUACUGCCCUUAUUGUACAUGUUCAUGAUAUGGUGGUGACUGGAAAUGACCCUGAAGAAAGGAAAGCUCUCCAAAUCUACCUGUCUAAAGAAUUCGAGAUGAAGGACCUUGGUCCAUUAAAGUUUUUCCUUGGAAUUGAAGUGGCUAUAUCAUCUAAAGAAAUUUUCUUAUCCCAAAGAAAAUACACUUUAGAUUUGUUACAGGAAACUGGCAUGACAGCUUGCCAACCAGUUGAUACACCUAUUGAAGAAGGCCUGAAAUUAAGUGUUGAACCUAAUCAAAUUCCAGUUGAUAAAGGAAGAUAUCAGAGACUUGUAGGAAGUUUUUGUGACUAA
Molecule: messenger RNA, 405 nt
Organism: Solanum tuberosum (potato)
Lineage: Eukaryota; Viridiplantae; Streptophyta; Magnoliopsida; Solanales; Solanaceae
Exons: 1
Coding region: 1-405 (134 amino acids)
Source: RefSeq, a predicted model, not a curated record